Messenger RNA from Anisakis simplex (herring worm), 321 nucleotides. The record is from the annotation of a GenBank genome assembly. NCBI's taxonomy places the organism in Eukaryota, Metazoa, Nematoda, Chromadorea, Rhabditida, Anisakidae.
AUGGGUAUAAUCAUCUACGAGUUUCUGAUUGGUGUCGUACCGUUUCUGGGUGAAACUCCGGAGCAGUUGUUCGCGAACAUAAUCAGCGAAGAGGCGGAAUUUCCCGAGGGGGAGGAGGCACUACCCGUCGAGGCCGAGUCGUUGAUCGCGCUGCUACUCGAGAAGAAUCCCAACGAGCGACUGGCCACGGUUGGCGGCGCUCAGCAAGUACGCUUAUUUUGUUGUGGAUGUUGUUGCUGCAGCUGCAGCUGCAGCUAUACCCGACCCCAUAAGCGAGUCUGUCCCAAUUCGAUAGAGGUCACCCUCGAAUCCCCCCUUUAA